AUGAAAAUCCUGUUUUGUGACCUCCUGCUUCUCAGCCUCUUCUCCAGCGUGUCCAGCAGCUGUCAGAAGGACUGUAUGGCCUGCAGAGAGAAGCUCCGCCCCGCUCUUGACAGCUUCAACCUUGAGGUGUGCAUCCUCGAGUGUGAAGGGAAGGUUUUCUCUGGCUCCCUCUGGACUCCGUGCACCAAGGUCAUGGCGAGGGGCUCCUGGCAGCUCAGCCCUGCUGACCCAGACCACGUGGCAGCUGCUCUUGACCAGCCAAGAGCCUCUGAGAUGCAGCAUCUGAAGAGAAUGCCCCGUGUCAGGAGCCUCUUCCAAGCUCAGAAAGGGACAGAGCCUGGCACGGAGGAGGUGGGGGACACGGAGCAGAAGCAGCUGCAGAAGAGGUUCGGGGGUUUCACCGGCGCCCGGAAGUCGGCCCGGAAGUUGGCCAACCAGAAGCGGUUCAGUGAGUUUAUGAGACAGUACCUGGUCCUGAGCAUGCAGUCCAGCCAGCGCCGGCGCACCCUGAACCAGAAUGGUAAUGCGUAG
This is a messenger RNA of Mesoplodon densirostris (Blainville's beaked whale), 531 nucleotides long. RefSeq names its product prepronociceptin (gene PNOC). Bases 1 to 531 code for a protein of 176 amino acids. Lineage: Eukaryota; Metazoa; Chordata; Mammalia; Artiodactyla; Ziphiidae. Gene Ontology annotation, molecular function: opioid receptor binding. Gene Ontology annotation, biological process: chemical synaptic transmission; neuropeptide signaling pathway; sensory perception. The transcript is spliced from 2 exons. Gene Ontology annotation, cellular component: neuronal cell body; dendrite; plasma membrane. The record is from RefSeq and is a predicted model, not a curated record.